Messenger RNA from Porites lobata, 744 nucleotides. The record is from the annotation of a GenBank genome assembly. NCBI's taxonomy places the organism in Eukaryota, Metazoa, Cnidaria, Anthozoa, Scleractinia, Poritidae.
AUGAACUCCCGCAUCCGCCGUGAUGGCCUCUCAGCUCUUGAGUUGUGGACGCAACGCGACCAGCUCACUGGUGCGCAGCUUCCAAUUGUCGACCGCCAGAUUAUCCUCAGUCAAAACUUUUCCCGCCAGCAGAAUCACAUGCCGAGUGCUAAGUCCAAGGCCCAUGGCUUUACCAAAGCCUCCAUCCCCACUGUCCUUGUUGGUGACCUUGUUUUCAUCAAAGGUGACAAAGACAAACUGAAAGCCCGCGACAAGUAUCUUGUGAUCGGCAUCGAUAAAGACCUUUUCUGUCAGCUCCGCAAGUUUACCAGUUCACAGUUCCGCAGUAAGGUCUACACCAUUCCUAUGUGUGACUGCUACCCUGUCACCCCAACUGUCCUAGCUCAGACUCCACAAGGACCCAUCCGUGGCCAGACCGAAUCCACUGCUUCUGACUCUGACGAUGAUCCUGUUCCCGUCGUCCCUUCACUAAGACCCCCUACAGUGCUUGCUUCUCCACCAGUGGAUACCUAUACUGUUCCGGUACACCACUCAGUGUCUCCAGCUCAUUCUCAGCUACCCGCCCAGGAACACCCCCCAAUUCCUGAAGUCAUUAUGCCUUCUCGGAGUCCUCCACAAGCUCCCCUGGACCCCUCUUUUACUGAUGAUGCACAGCCGACGCCUGCUGCUGUUAUCCCCACUAGGAAAUCUGACCGCUCGCGGAAAGCCCCAUUUUGGCACAAUAAGGACUGGGACUUUGACUAA